AUGGGGGCCAAGUGGCGCACGCCAGACCACUACAGGUUCCUCCUGGUGAUUGUGGACCAUUUUUCCCGGUGGGUGGAGGCGACGCCAACAAAGAAGGAGGAUGGGGAGGUAGUGGCCAACUGGCUGCGAAAUGAGUUGAUCCCCAGACAUGGGGUGCCCAGACUCGUUUGUACCGAUAACGGCACCCACUUUAAGAACGAACACCUAGCCCGUGUGGAGGCGGCGCUGGGAAUAAGCCAUAGGUUUGGCAGUGUAUACCAUCCAGAAAGCCAGGGCUUAGUUGAGCGGGCGAAUAGGACCCUGAAGGACAAGAUAGCGAAGGUCCUGGCGGGGACCUCCAUGACUUGGGUACAAGCACUGCCCCUGGCUCUUAUGUCCAUGCGCCAGGAGAAGUGCGGAGACACCUUCCUUUCCCCUCAUGAGAUUCUGACCAGUAGACCCAUGCCCGGACCUUGCUUAUCACCCCGGUGGGAGGACACCUGGGACUUCAUGAACCAGGGCAUGACCCAGUACAUGCAGGUCUUACACGAGAUGGUUAAGCUAGUCAGGCAACAGGUGAUCGAUGCUCGGGAAAAGGAGGCUGGUUCAACGGCAUCGCUCUCGGUGGGGGAGGAAGUUUACCUCCGGCACCCAGGCAGGACAUCCUGGAGUGAGCAGAGGUGUCAGCAGCUUGAGGAGAUUCCCCUAAAGGUGUUCACGACAUCAUUCCCGGCAAUCAAUUCCUUUCUUUGCCCCGAGAGUGCUGCCAAUCCAGCAGUGAACAGAAAUGAUGAAAACGUGAAGAGAGGUAACUGGUCCUCGAAGACUGACUAUUUGCUCUCGAUGAUUGGCUGUGCUGUGGGUCUAGGCAAUGUCUGGAGAUUCCCUUACCUGGCUUACAAAAAUGGAGGAGGUGUAUUUCUUAUUCCCUACUCAAUCAUGCUGGGUCUUGUUGGGAUACCAAUAUUUUUCUUGGAAUCUUCCUUUGGACAGUUUGCCAGCCUCGGGCCUGUUGCAGUGUGGAAAUCUGUACCAAUGUUACAAGGUGUUGGAGUCACCAUGGUCCUUCUGAUCAUAAUUGCCAACAUUUCCUAUGCCUGCAUUAUUGGUUACAGUCUGUACUACCUGUUUGCUUCCUUCCAAUCACCCCUAUCAUGGGCAGACUGCUUCAGUUGGUGGGGAGCAGAUGAAACAUGCAGCAGGACUCCCAAAGAUCCAUUUUGCAAUCUUACUCUGGACGAUGGAUAUUUUGAAGUCAUUAAUACAACAUGGCUGCAGACGUAUAAUAACACUUGCCUAAUUGGAUCAGAAAUCUCCAUUCCUCACCAGGGUCCGAGUGAGCAAUACUGGGAUAAAGUAGAUUUACGCCGUUCCAGUUCAAUGGUUGAGACUGGGGAGGUAAUCUGGUAUUUAGCCCUCUGUCUGCUUCUUGCCUGGCUAAUAGUUGGGGCAGCAUUAUCAAAAGGAAUCAAAUCUUCAGGAAAGGUGGUUUAUUUCACUGCGACAUUCCCUUACGUGGUCCUGACCAUACUCCUGAUCCGAGGGGUUACCCUGGAGGGAGCUUCUAAAGGAAUUGAAUUCUACAUCGGAAGCCAGUCAGACUUCUCCAGACUGGCUGAUGCUGAGGUCUGGAAAGAUGCUGCGACUCAAAUUUUCUUUUCUAUCUCAGUGGGUUGGGGCACUUUAGUAGCAUUGUCGUCUUACAACAAGUUCCACAAUAACUGCUACAGAGAUACCAUCAUUGUCUGUGUUGUUAAUUGUGCUACGAGUGUGUUUGCUGGAUUUGUCAUCUUCUCCAUCCUGGGACACAUGGCUCACAUACAAGAUAAGCCCGUUUCAGAGGUUGCCCAGUCAGGGUUUGGUUUGGCCUUUAUUGCCUACCCAGAGGCCCUUGCACAGUUGCCAUGGGCAACUUUAUGGUCCAUUUUAUUUUUCUUCAUGCUGCUCACUUUGGGACUUGACACACUGUUUGCAAGUUUUGAAACAGUAAUAACAAGCCUGCUGGACCAGUUUCCUGAGUUCCUUAGGCCAAAGCGUCUUUAUCUGACAGCUGGUCUUUGUUUGUUAUUUUAUUUCCUUGGCCUUCUGUUUGUAACACAGGCUGGGAUUUAUUGGUUACAUUUAAUGGAUUAUUUCUGUACUGGAUGGAUUCUCAUUGUAGUUACUCUGUUGGAACUCAUUGGUCUCAGCUGGAUCUAUGGGACAAACAGAUUCAUCAAGGACAUUGAGAUGAUGAUUGGGGAAAGGACUUGGCUCUUCUGGCUGUGGUGGAGAAUGUGUUGGAUUCUGAUCUCUCCGUGUUUGCUGGUGGCAGUCUUAAUCUGGUCCUUGACAACAUUUGCCCCACUAAGAUAUGGAUCUGUUGAAUACCCUGUCUGGUCAGGAGCACUGGGCUGGUGUAUGACCAUCUUCUGUAUUAUGUGGAUCCCCAUCAUGGCUGUGGUGAGAGUUGUCCAAGCUGAGGGCCCCACCUUGUGGCAGAAAAUAUCUGCUGCUUGCACAUCAGCUCCUGAUUGGGGUCCCUACUUGGAACAACACAGAGGGGAAAGAUACAGGAAGAAGCCUGACUCUACAGAAGACCCAAACUGUGUGCACCUUCUGGUCAUUCCUGAGAAGUAA
This is a messenger RNA of Hemiscyllium ocellatum (epaulette shark), 2598 nucleotides long. Its product is annotated as sodium- and chloride-dependent neutral and basic amino acid transporter B(0+)-like. The transcript is spliced from 15 exons. Gene Ontology annotation, cellular component: membrane. Gene Ontology annotation, molecular function: L-proline transmembrane transporter activity; nucleic acid binding. NCBI's taxonomy places the organism in Eukaryota, Metazoa, Chordata, Chondrichthyes, Orectolobiformes, Hemiscylliidae. The coding region runs from base 1 to 2598 and encodes 865 amino acids. Gene Ontology annotation, biological process: sodium ion transmembrane transport; DNA integration. The record is from RefSeq and is a predicted model, not a curated record.